GCCUCGCUUUCUUCCCAAAGCCCAAAGGAUCGCAACAGGACGUGACCACGAUGUUUAAAUCAAUGCUGGCUUUGAUGAUGCUCAUCGCUGCAGCAGUCGCCUCACCGGCACCCCUCUUGGCAAACAAACAGCCUCCGCCCAAAAUCGGGCCAGACAAUGAUUGCACUUUUCUUCUGCUCGAUCGAUACGAUACCGAUGUCUUCGAAGUCAAAUUUACGUACCACAUCCACUAUCCCGGCAACAAUAUCGAUCUGUUCAACUUCUCCGGCGGAAGCGCGGCGUGGCACCGUUCGAGCGAAUCGCCGGACAAACGCACGGUCGAACAUUGCUACAAGAUCGUCAGGGGCUGGGAUUGGGCCAUCGCCUGCUUCCGCUUCCCUCGUGUAGGUGGCAUACGCCCACAAGGCCGGCAUUAUGCUGAUACGGAGCCGUUGGCAGGGUGCACCUGCUUUCACGAGUUGGUACUUUGAUAGCUUUUGGACGCCUGUGACAAAGGGAGAUGCUGGCCAGCUCGAUACGGUCUUGUGAGU
Molecule: messenger RNA, 530 nt
Organism: Mixia osmundae IAM 14324
Lineage: Eukaryota; Fungi; Basidiomycota; Mixiomycetes; Mixiales; Mixiaceae
Exons: 1
Coding region: 51-470 (139 amino acids)
Source: RefSeq, a predicted model, not a curated record